AUGGAACAGCAGUUAUUUAUUAAGCUUUCCCAGCCACCAGUCAUUAUCUGCCGGUCCUGCCGCCAUGGGGUGUGGCUAGCUGAGGUAGAAAGCCAUCUCUGGGGGAAGGCCCAUCGAUUACCCCAGGCCACUGCAAAGCAGAUCCAUCAGGACGUCCAGAGCUGGGAGGGUGUGGAGCAUGACCCCCAUGCUGUGCAAUGGCCUAGUCGGAUUACCCAGUCAAUCCCCCACCUGGAUGAAUACCCUGAUGGGUUACUGUGCCAGCGCGACCAGGCCAGAUGCCAAUUCAUCACUCGUUCACUUGACACGUUAAAACGACAUUGGCGUGAGCACCAUGGAUGGACUGCACCAUAUCAUGGAGGUCGAUCACGCCUGCAAGAGCAGGAACAGGCGCAGAUCACCAUCCAGCAGGGAUAUCAGGUGGUGACCUGCCAGCGGUUUUUCCCAUCCCGAAAAGGGUCCCAUUAUAUCUGGGUGCCAUGCCCCAACCAGCAGCCUGAGGAGCAAGCCCGGACCGCACCCACUGCCCACAUCCAGGCCACCGUUGAUGCCGUGAUCCAGGCAUGGGAGCAGGUCCAGGCCCAGGCCAAGGCCGAUCAGGCCAUCCAAGCCAGCCAGUUGACUGACGCGAACCCCUGGCUGCGGAUGACUCGGUGGGCUGACUACCUGCAGGGCAUCCAGGCACGUGACCUGCUUGCUAGCAUGGCAGCCCCGGAGGAAGACCCCAUGGAUGCCACUGAGCAGGGGGUGCAGGUGAUCUGGGAUACUAUGGAGCAGGUGGCCCGCAAGAGCCAGCGGACGGUCCAGCAUUGCGGCCAGGCCAUCCGGGUGGAAGCCGUCCGGUCUGAAAAGGGGCAGACCCCGCACCGGCCACUGCUGGCAUAUAUAGAUGAGGCCGUGAUCAAGAAGCAUGUGCAGCCAUGGCAGCAGAUAUUAGCAUUUAUUGCCCGGACCCAGGCCCCGCAUGACUGGGCCAGCCCCCGAUAUGGGAUGACCGCACGGCAGCGCCAGAAAUGGCGGCAGCUAUGGCAGCUCGCUAGCCAGGCCCCAGGCAGCCAGGGCAGCCAGGCCGCAGUGCCAGGGGACCUAGAGGCAUGGGCCAUGACUGCUAUAGAAAAAGCAUGCUUAGAAUUUUGCAUUGAGCUGCUCAACCAGCGCCAUCGCAGCCAUGAAUAUGAGAGUGCAUUAGUAUGCGCCAUGGCUGUGCUGGGCCAGGGUGAGGCCGGCUGGCGCGACCCCGAGAGCUACCCCCCGAUAUUAUCCCGCGUGAUCAAGGUGGCCCGAUUCAUGGUGGUGCAGAAGGCAUUAUGGAUGGACCCCAAUCCAUGGCAGCUCAUUCAGACCUGGGCGCGGAAGGACCAGAGCGCAGAAUGGGUGCUGGCCAGCGCGGAUGAUCAACUCGGGGAGAUUGAUGAGGGAUAUGGCAGCGAUGACCCCCCAUCCACCCCAGGGGCCCCAUCAUCGCCCCCGUCAUCCAUCCAUAGUGAUGACCCAUUGCCCGCGGUCCACAUUCGCCCGAGCCGCCGGCCAUUCCAGGAGCAGGUGACAUGGAUGAUGCACCAGUUUAUGAUCCGUGGGACCCACGGCCCCAUGGAGACAUUGUUGGACUGGCGCACAUAUGGAUUAAAGGUCCAUUAUAAUCAUACGGCCCCCGGCCAUGUGACAUGGAUGGGGGAGGACCAACUGUUAUACCAGCAGAUGGCAUUCACCAUGGGGGAUUUUCGGGGGUUCAUCCAUGGGUUAGUCACGGCGGCGCGGGAGAUACUAGGCCAGUUAUGCAUGCAGGACCAUGCGCAGAUGCCCCCCAUUCCAUGGACGGCAUUAUAUGACGAUCCCAGCCAGAGCCAGGCUGGGUGGAACUUUUUGCACGACGCACGGACCCAGUGGCCGGUGGAUGGGACCCACUGGAUGAUCGACCGGCUGCGGGCCGAGCCGGCCAUGCAGCGGCAUUUCCUGCGGGGGGGCCGAUUCCACCCUGGUGCCAUCCAGCAGUAUUGGCAGCGCGUGGCCCAGUUUAAGGAGAAAUUAGCCGUUAUGGUGCAUGUGACAGCAGGGCAGCCGGCCCGGGCCCCAGAGCUAUUAAGCAUUCAGCAUUGCAACACUGCGAAUAGUCAACAGCGGAAUAUAUAUAUUGAGGAUGGCAUGGUGAC
Molecule: messenger RNA, 2150 nt
Organism: Aspergillus fischeri NRRL 181
Lineage: Eukaryota; Fungi; Ascomycota; Eurotiomycetes; Eurotiales; Aspergillaceae
Exons: 1
Source: RefSeq, a predicted model, not a curated record